Molecule: messenger RNA, 4489 nt
Organism: Menidia menidia (Atlantic silverside)
Lineage: Eukaryota; Metazoa; Chordata; Actinopteri; Atheriniformes; Atherinopsidae
Source: the annotation of a GenBank genome assembly
UUUUCAUACCAUUUUAAAAUAUCACACAAGACACAACCUUUACAAAAAUCUUAGGGUUUAAUGACGUGAGUUUGUCUAUUUUUAGGACAGUUUCCUAUCUGUGGCCCUUCUAUAUAUUUUAUUUUCCUUCGCCUUGUGUCUAAUGUCGUUUCGUGUCUCUGUCUAUUUGGACACAACUUGCACCCGACGCGAGUCCUCGGAAGCGAGUUGAAGCAAGCUUUCCCCUUUGCGGUUUCGGUCGGGGACUUCCUCCAUAACUUAUCUCUGUCGAGCUCAACUGAACUGCGGCUGUGCAGAGCGCGAGCUCGCCGGGGUCGCGUUGUGAUGACGGCACGUGAGAGGAGGUGCAGGUUUGCCACGUCGGUCUCUGUGCAACGCAUUUCCACUGUUGCUCUGGGCUAACUUUCAGAGCCGUUUUAUGCCCUCCGCCGGGGAAAGAGGGACCCCGCAGUGUCGCUGUCGCGGCCGUAGCUCGUUGCCACGUCGGAGCAGCGUUGGAUACCGAAGCUGGACGGCGGAGAAAUGCUCGGCGCCGUGUGUAGUCGUCUCCCAACUGACUGAUGCAUCCUCGUUCAGUUCAGCCCCCCGCAUGUUGUCGAUGUUGUUGGUCUGGCAGUACAUGGUGGCAUUUUGAGAGGAACGGUAACUGGCGAUCAUGCCAGGAGGCCGCAGGGGUCCCAGCAGACAGCAGAUAAGUCGCGCCGCCCUGCCGUCCCUGCAGACGCUAGUCGGAGGCAACGUGGGCAAUGGCACUGGCCUCAGGAACAGGAACAGUACCUCGAUGGGUCUGUCUGCCCCGCCGCUUUCUGCCCUCAUCACGCCGGAGCCGGUCCGUCACUCCAGGAUUCCCGAGCUUCCGUCGGACAGCAGCCUGCUGUUUGAGCUCCUGCUUUUCCUUUACUUGCUGGUUGCCUUGUUUGUCCAGUACAUCAACAUCUACAGAACAGUGUGGUGGUACCCGUACAGCCACCCUGCUGCCUCUACCUCGCUAAAUUUCCAUCUAAUGGACUACCACCUUGCUAUCUUCAUUACAGUCAUGUUAGCCAGGAGGCUUGUUUGGACAAUUGUUUCAGAGGUGUCCCAGAGCAGCGGGGGUUCCCUGCUCCGUUAUGUGGUACUAAUUGCAGCUCGGCUCAGCCUGCUGACUUUGUGCGGUUGGGUGCUCUGCUGGACGCUGGUCAACCUGUGCAAGAACCACUCUGUGCUCAACCUCCUCUUCCUGGGAUACCCGUUCGGCGUGUACGUCCCGCUCUGCUGUUUCCACCAGGAGGGGGUGAAAAGCCCGGCGGCGGCGGGCGACUGCGACUACCCGGCCGACCACCAGCCGGCCGACCUGACGGAGUCCCCCUUCUUUCGGCCCCGCGACUUCCUCCUCCUCUUACGGGAGAACCUCCGCGAACAGUUCUCCAGCCCCCCCCACAUGCCCACCCACACCUGCCCCCAGCACACGCACUCCGACACGCCGGAGCUGAUCCGGGCGGAGGUGGAGGAGCUGAAGAGCGACUUCAACCGGCGGAUCAAAGAAGUGCUCUUCAACUCCCUGUUCAGUGCUUACUACGUGGCCUUCCUGCCGCUCUGCUUUGUUAAGAGUACCCAGUACUACGACAUGCGCUGGGCAUGUGAGCAUCUGAUCAUGGUGUGGAUCAAUGCCUUCGUGAUGCUGAUGAGCCAGCUGUUGCCCCCCAGCUACUGCGACCUGCUCCACCGCUCGGCGGCCCACCUGGGCCGCUGGCAGAAGCUGGAGCACGGCUCCUACAGCAACGCGCCUCAGCAUGUGUGGUCCGAAAGCACCAUUUGGCCUCAGGGGGUGUUGGUACGACACAGUCGAAGUCUGUAUAGAGCAGUCGGAGCCUAUAAUGUCGCUCUGCCGUCUGAUGUCUCCCACGCAAGGUUUUAUUUCCUGUUCCACAAGCCGUUGCGGAUCCUGAACCUGCUGAUCUGGAUAGAGUCCAGUGUGGUUUUAUACCAGUUAUACUCUCUGCUGCGCUCCGAGCGCUGGAACCACACGUUGUCUCUGGGCCUUAUUCUCUUCUGCAACUACUAUGUGCUUUUCAAGCUGCUCCGAGACCGCAUAGUGCUGGGCAAAGCCUACUCCUUUCCUCUGUCCUCCGGCAGUUUGGGGCUCAAGUCCCAGUAACUGCAAACUCUGGAUGUGGAGGGGAAGUGGCGGCGUCUCAAGGGACAGACUGUGAACUCAUAAUUGUGUUUUGAUACGGUUCUAUUUUUAAUGCAAUGUUUAUACAUACUUAUUUAAAAGAGUAUUUUUAUUUUGUAUACUAUUUCGUGUUACACCGGGCAUUACCACACUGACGACAUGACCAUGUUGUGUUACGUUGUUGCUAGGCGACAGGAGAGCGCGGGUGCCUGGGGGGUGACUUUCACCAAAGAUGUUUGUUAAGUGCACGUGGCCAAUCACAGAGCGGACCUGGCCUCAGACUGUGGGUAAAACCAGACGGGCAACUUAGACGAGCGGACCGAGUCGUUCCUGAGAUCCUGAUUAUUCUGUGUUCAGCUUUAACCUUAACUCGUAAAUCUGGAGGCGGCGGGCAGGCUGCCGAUUCGAUCGGCACUGCGGCGGCAGUUUACGCCAAUCCUAUUUAGAGUUAGUCUUUUCUGUAAAGAAUGCUUCUAUUUUUCUGGGCAGAGAGUUUAAAGAGUGGAAUCUGUGGCCCGUUUGGCAAAAUUCAAGCACCUUUAAAGCAGAUUUAGAAGGUGAUUUUAUUUUUUAAGUCUGCUUAUUUAACGACACGAAUCUAAAAUCUUCAAGUAUUCGUGCACACUCAAAAGGCCCCCUUUGACUAUUUGUACUGGAUUAAGGGUAACUAAAUCAAAUUUGAUUUGCCCUGAUUGGGCUUCAGUGCUUCUGCUCUCAAACUGCGGUUAGCAGAAACUUGAGCUGGUACAGAUUCCUUCGGUGGAGCCGAGAGAGUGACAUCAACUUCCAGACCAACUCUAAACCAACAUAAAAGAAUGAGGAAAUCCCCAAAAAGUUGCUUUUUUUUCAGUGAAGCUGCGUUUUAGUUCCCGUCAGAGGUGCUUCCUUCUGUCCCCAUUUUACUGCUUUUACUUUCAGAAGCUGCUCGUUAUGUCAUUGGCCUCCUUAAGGGACAUUUACAGUACCCGUUUGAAUGUGAUCAACUCGAAAGAUGUUUGAAAGACUCGGUGUCCUUAAACUCAGAGCACAUUUUUGGAAACCAAUUGGUUAAUAAAGAGAUGUCCCGGCCUUUUUUUUGGUUUAGCUGCUUUAAGAAACCACACAGGUUCAUAAAAAUGUAUUUCUGAACUCACCGUGAAAACAUUUAAUGAAUUGCUGUGACAGUGAAUCACUCUUAUGUACGCUCAAGAUCACCUGCCCAUUGUUUUCCACAGCUUAGACUUUUUCUUUCUGCUUGUACUUUCCAGUAUCUAAGCCUUCUCCUAUUGAAAUGAUCUCAUUGUCAUUUCCAUCUGGUACAGACUAUUGUGACAUUUCACAAUGGAUGUAAAAAUGAACAAAAGUCUGUCAUGUGAGCAGUUCAAACUGCCUUUCAGAUCCCACAAUUUGUGUACAUCCCCUUUUAUUUGAGGGCUUUUCUCAGUCUGGGCCUCAUCCCUGCCAGCUGCUUCAGUCCGCUGUCAGGGUCGAUGUCUGAUUGAGACCUGUAAAAUGCUAACACAAAACAUAUCCAGAAAUAUAUUUCCCUCGUCCCCUUGUUUUUUCAUUUCCAAUUAAAUUGCCUCACUUGGAUCAUAAGGACCUGAAGAGAAAGGAAGUACUUUGAGCUGAAAUGUGUCAAAUGUGCUUAACCUGCCCUGGAUUUAAUACAAACGCCAUUCAUGUGCCAGUUAGCGCAAGUCUGUUUUUUUUGGUGCUCUUGUUCUGAUCAUUUUUUUCCACUUGAAUUUGGCAAACUUGUGCCACUCGAUGGUGCUGUCGAGUUGGUCUGGAUUGCUUGUGGAUCGGGCGGUUUAAUCUGGGCCACAUCACUAAAAAAGCAGUUUUGAAUGGUUGUGAAAAUCAGCAUCUUUGAUUGGACCUUUUCUAAAUUGUAAUACUGAAAUGAGACGUGUUAAGGAUUGCUUUUAGAUUGGGCUUCUAUCACAAAAAUAUUUUUUUUCUUUUAUUUUUGGCCACUCAUAAACACCAGUCUAGACAGAAAAAGAAAGCAAGAAUGAUUUACGAUACGAAAAGAUUUCAAAUGUAUUACCUUUUACCUAAAUUGACCUUUAGGCUGAUUAUCUCCUCUGAAUUUACAUCUGUCUCUUGAGUGGAUAAAAAUGGUGAUGAUGUUAUGUGACCUUUUCUUUUUUUAAAUUAGGUGAGCUGUUUCUCUUAUUUCUCUCUAUUGGAAUGUGCCAUAUCCCAGGAUCCAGGUUCAGACUCAUGGUUAUUCAGUGUACCGGUGCAGAAAGCGUAGGAGCUGUUUUCACAUUUCUGAUUUUGACAGUGUUCAGCUUCCCCACAGCAUUUCUGAAUAUUCUGACAUCUGAAAUAAAACUGUUAAACCAA